Molecule: messenger RNA, 9234 nt
Organism: Notothenia coriiceps (black rockcod)
Lineage: Eukaryota; Metazoa; Chordata; Actinopteri; Perciformes; Nototheniidae
Product: serine/threonine-protein kinase WNK1-like
Exons: 29
Coding region: 661-6528 (1955 amino acids)
Biological process (GO): protein phosphorylation
Molecular function (GO): ATP binding; protein serine/threonine kinase activity
Source: RefSeq, a predicted model, not a curated record
GUUUCUUCUCAAUAUGUAGCAACUGCGCCGCUUGUAUGUAAGAGAGCCUCACAAAUCGUAACUUUGAUAUUCACUAACUGGGUAAUUGAUCUACCUGACACUUAAGGAAAUUUGACUUGUAUGUCCCUGUACAUAUACAAAGACGGAUUAACGCUGUGAAGACCAUUUCAACGCCGAUGACCGUCAGUUGUGUUGUGGAUACGAUACUGAGUGAUACUGAACUGGAACGUAUUCCGAGGGUUUGAUCUUCCGUCCUUUGGCUACAGUAGGAAGUUUGGGGCCUGUUGUGGGCUGUGCAUGUUUGUUCCUCACCAGUGAUUCCUUAUGCUUGAUAGAAGCUGCACCCUUACAGGAUGGAUGGUGUGGACUUAAAGAGACUUGUGUAUCAACAUCAGCACUCUGUGUUCUUCUGUGGUGUUCAAUCUUUUACCAUUUACAAGAGGACACCUCCCAUCCUAUACCCCCAAUCUCUGCACUAUAUUUAUAAAGACCGUCAAUAAAAAAAGACAGCUGAAGGUAGAAGUUGUAAGACUUUCUAUCUUUUUUCUUUUUAAAGCUCAGACCGAUAUUGCUUAUAUAGGCCUAUAUGGCGGAAAUGGAAGUAUCCUUAUUUUAAUUAUUCAGUUAGUGUACCCCCUUACUUAUAGUGUGGGUGGUGGGAUGUCGGGAAAGCUAGACGACAAAAUGGUGAAGUUCCUGGUUCCCCCUCAGAAGAGUGGAAAUGGCCCCAGUUCUGGUUCAGAUUCGAUGGUGAGUGAGGGCCGGCCAACAGAAGUGAGACGCCGGCAUCACACCAUGGAGCGUGAUCGUUGUAACCCCGAACAUCGUUUUCUGCGCCGAAGUGUCAUCAGUGAUUCCAAUGCUACGGCAUUAGCUCUCCCUUUACCUAGCAAGAUCCCCAUCCCUGCACCUCAACGGGUUCAGCUACGAGAAAUCCCCCCACAGCGGCAACUGGCGGCUGUUGCUGCUCAUUUACUGCGUGCUGAACCAAGUCCAGCUCAAAAUGAGGAGACUGCUGUUAGUGGAAGAGAAGGAGUACAAGAAAAAGAAAUAACCAAGGUAGAUGUAGUUCCUUUGGAGCAGGAGCCUGUCAUUGUACAAGAUACCUGUGAUGGAGAGGUGGUGGUAGCAGCCCGCUCCGCACCAUGCUUAGGAUCAGAAUUGCCCAGACAAAUAGAACCUGAAAGCACCAGUGAGGUGAAGGUACCACCUGAAGAAGAAGGGGAGGAAGAAGACAAGGAAACUGCCAAGGCACGAGCAGAGGCAGAGCAGAGAGAAGCUGAGAAGAAAGUGCAGGAUGACAUUGAAGAGGCAGAGACCAAAGCAGUGGGAACAUCACCAGAUGGACGCUUCUUAAAGUUUGAUAUAGAAAUUGGACGGGGCUCCUUCAAGACUGUCUACAAGGGCUUGGACACUGAGACCACGGUGGAGGUUGCUUGGUGUGAACUGCAGGAUCGCAAGCUUUCAAAGACGGAGAGGCAGCGCUUUAAGGAGGAAGCGGGGAUGUUGAAGGGACUACAGCAUCCCAACAUUGUCCGUUUUUACGACUCCUGGGAGGGACCCUCGAAAGGCAGGAAGUGCAUUGUACUGGUCACUGAACUCAUGACUUCUGGCACACUCAAAACAUAUCUGAAGCGGUUCAAGGUGAUGAAAAUUAAAGUGCUGCGGAGCUGGUGUAGACAAAUCCUCAAGGGCCUCCACUUCCUUCAUACUCGGGCUCCCCCCAUCAUCCACAGGGACCUCAAGUGCGACAAUAUUUUCAUCACAGGCCCAACAGGAUCCGUCAAGAUUGGAGACUUGGGACUGGCCACUCUAAAGCGCGCAUCAUUUGCUAAGAGUGUUAUAGGUACCCCUGAGUUCAUGGCGCCUGAGAUGUAUGAGGAGAAGUACGACGAGUCAGUGGAUGUGUAUGCCUUUGGAAUGUGCAUGCUGGAGAUGGCCACCUCAGAGUACCCUUACUCAGAGUGCCAGAACGCAGCACAGAUCUACCGCAGAGUUACCAGCGGGGUGAAGCCAGGCAGCUUCGACAAGGUGGCCAUUCCUGAAGUGAAGGAGAUCAUCGAGGGAUGCAUUCGCCAGAACAAGGACGAGAGGUAUUCAAUCAAGGACCUCCUGAACCAUGCCUUCUUCCAGGAGGACACGGGGGUGCGUGUGGAAUUGGCAGAAGAAGAUGAUGGAGAGAUGGAGCUUAUAAAGCUGUGGCUAAGAAUUGAGGAUGUAAAGAAACUCAAGGGGAAGUACAAAGAUAACGAGGCCAUUGAGUUUUCUUUCGACCUCCUCAAAGACGUCCCAGAGGAUGUGGCUCAGGAAAUGGUUGAGUCUGGUUAUGUGUGCGAAGGUGACCACAAGACCAUUGCGAAGGCCAUAAAGGACAGGUCGUCUCUAAUCAGUCGCAAGAGAGCACAGCGGCAGCAGGUCAGAGAAAAUCAGGAGAAGAGAAGGAUAGAGGAAGAGCAGCAGGGUCAGUUACCCCCUGCUCAGCCACCAGCCCAACUGCCAACAGAGGUGCCUCAGUCCCAGCCCGUGCCCCAGCCCGCUCCCUAUGUCUCUCCACAACCAAACCCACAGAUGGCCCCCCAACCUGCAUCUCAGCAGAGCCUUCAGAGCUCCAACUAUAUCACUCCUCAAUCCACCCAACUGGCCGGCAUGGCGCAGGGUGUCCCUUUCAUCCCCCAGUCAACGGGACAAGUCCCAGUUCAUGUUCAGAGUGUGACCUCCAUCCAGCCGGAGUCAGAGGAGCCUGAGGCGGACCAACACCAUCAACUACAGCACACUGGAGGAGCCGUUCACAUGGGAGACAGACUGUCCGGUUCCACCGUCCCCCCUGAGAUCCAGCCCCCUCAGUCUGGAAUAUCCUACAGCAGCCCUCCCAGUCAGCAUCUUCAGCCCCAGGUGUCACACCAACAGACACAAAAUGACCAAACGCUUCAGCAGCCAUUGUCAGUGGUUCAAACCCAGAUGCCAGUGGUCCACCCUGAAGUUGUUCCUGUGGUUCCCGGCAGCCAGUCGGUUGCCGUGGCUCCUCAGCAGUACGGAGUUUACUACCAACCAUCGCUUCCCCCUCAGAUUCCGACCCAACAAGUGGUGAUACCCCCAUCUUCUCAGACACCCUCACCCCAACAGCAGCAGCAGCCAGAAAGCAGCGCUACUCUCCUGAGCUCCACUCUACCACAGGCUGGAGCUCAGCAGCUACAGUCUUGGGCCAAUGAUCCAAGUCCUAUCCUGUCACCUCCACUCAACGCAGAGCACCUUUACUUCCUCUAUCAGGCCUCUUGCCUCUCUGUUCUGCAGGCCCCUGUGAGUGUUGCUCAGCCAGCCCCAGUGGAGCCAGGGUCCUCUGCUCUGGUGCCUCCAUCUGUAGAAAGUUGCCUUUCGGAUGCAGCUUCAGGUCUUAGUGACGGCAAUGAGGGAGGCUCUACAUCAGGAGGCCGCCAUGAGGGCCGCUCACUGAAGCGUCACCAGCGGCGAUCAGUACGCAGCCGCUCCCGCCAUGAGAAGACUGGGAAGGCCAAGCUCAAUGUUCUCAGUAUCUCAAAUGUGGGAGACAGAGUAGCUGAGUGCCAGCUGGAAACACACAACAGAAAGAUGGUGACCUUUAAAUUCGACCUUGAUGGUGAUAACCCGGAGGAGAUUGCACAGAUCAUGGUUGAGAGUGAAUUUAUUUUGGAGAAUGAGCGGGAGUCCUUCAUUGAGCAGGUCCGUGAAGUCAUAGAAAUGGCCGAUGAGAAAGGAGAGGGCAUGAAGGACGGCUUCCCUCAGAUGAUUGAUCUCCAAAAACAGCCAGAGCUGUCUAUCCCUAUGCUGCCAGGCAUUUCCCCCAUGACUACAGCGCAGGUGGUGCAUUCGGCAGGUCGGAGGUUCAUAGUCAGCCCAGUGCCCGAGUCUCGUCUUAGAGAACAGUUUUUUGGCGGUACUUCGUUUAAUAACUCCUUUGGAGAUGAACCAGCUCCCUCUCUGCCACUGGGCCUGUCUCUGUCCGCUCCUUCUGGGACUUUGCAGCAGGCUUUCAGUAUAAUGAAGCAGGCUCGUCUGGAGAGAGGCAGCACCCUGGAUCCCUCUGAGCAGGAAGCAGGCCCUGUCCCGGCCCCUGAGGCAGGACCCGGCCCCCACUCUAACACUAGCCUCGCUCCUUCAGAGGCUGUAGCUCUGCCUCUGAAAUCCACUGCAACAUCCUCACCAUCCCCCCCAACUGGGAGGGUUUCCCCUCCACCUGCAGUCACUCAGUCCCAAAGCCCCACCCCCGUCACCACUGAUCCCAGUCCCCCUGCUCAGUCAGCCCAUGAAGCAGCCCCCCCACAGCUUCCAUCAGCUGCCAAUAUCCCCCCCACAGCAUCCAGCGUCUCCCCUUCAUCAGUGCAGACCUCCGUCCCUGCAGGCCCCGGGCCCCCGCCUAUCGCCAGUGUUUCAUCCAGUAGUCCUGUCUCUGUCCCUGCUUCAGAGCAGCAGCCUUUUAACGGCACUGCAUCGUCCUCCCAGCCUGUGAAUUCGUCCAUCCCUGCAUCACAGUGUCAGCCCGUCCCCGUUUCUGCUCAGCCCACUCCCCCCACCCCGGUGCCUGGUCCAGCUCAGCCCGGGGAGCCAGAGGGAGCUGAUCUCCAGAACAAAACGGCUGGCAGAGAUGAUAUCCAGGCGCUGGAUAAAAAGCUCCGGUCCCUCUUCAAAGAUCAGAGCUCUGCGUCAGUGGAUCAGAACACCGGCACCUCUUCUCCUCCCACUGGGACUGCUUCCCCUCCCCCCGGCGCCGCCCUGGUGCCCCCUUCAAACCUCCCCCUCUCCUCUGGAGGGCAGAGUGUCCUGGGCCUGACCACCACCUCGGGACAGGGUAUUACUCCAGCAGGACAGACACCUCUAACUAAGUCAAGGGCACAUACUUUACCUACUGGUUUUGACCAAGCUGCUACACCUCCAUCUGAACUUGUACCUCCAUUUCCUGGACCAAAUCAGUCUCAGAAACCCCUGGGUAAUUUAGAAGCCCAGUUAAGGAGAGCUCUGAGCCCGGAGACCGUUCAGGGAGGCAGCAGAGCGCAGUCUCCAGCAGCAGCUUUCACUCUGGGGCGCUUCCAGGUGUCUGUUGCUACUGGUGGUUCGUCCAGCAUUGUUUCCUCUUCUUCCCUCACGCCGUCCUCUACCUCUUCCUCUUCUUCUUCCUCUUCUUCUUCCUCUUCCUCCCCCUCUAGUCCAGAAAAUACCCUCCACCGGUCAUCCGCUCUGUCCAGAGGGGUUUGUGAAAUUGACUCUGGAAAUCGAGCCUCUCCUCUCUCCGCUGACUCUGCCAGUCAGCCCACUACCAUUGGCCGCUUCCAGGUGUCGACAAGCACCAACGCCACGACUGGGACAACCACUGGCUCCAAAGUGGGACGUUUUUCAGUCUCAGUCACCCCCGCUCCAGCUGCAGGCUCCAGUCCAACACAUGGCUCCAGUCUGCAGAACGGUCCCUCAUCGUCAACGUCUGAUCCUCAACACUCACACACCCGCUACAGCAGUGACAAUGAUGAUGACUCUGAGAAAGAGGAUGAAGCUCUGCUCAAAGAAAUAAGCCGUCUCAGAGAAAAACACAUGACGGAGAUCCAGAUAUUGCAGAGUCGUCAGAAAGAGGAGGUGGAAGCCCUGUACACAAAGAUGGGGAAACCUGCUCCUUCUUCAGUCUUCUCCCCUGCUGUGGCCAUGGCUGGAGGUCGACGGCGGCUCAAGAGCAGAAGCCACAAAUCGUCUCGCGGUAGUGGACAGCCCAGCCCCGUGCACUCAGCCUCCGCUCCGAGUCAUCACAGUUCAGGGUCCCCUCCGAAGCAAAGUUCAGCCUCGGCAACAGAGGCCUCGGAGACGGUAGCAGAGGCCUCUCAAGCAGCUAACGCGGUGGCGUCCAUAAAGCAGCUCAGAACCUCUCCAUCCAUGCCCAGCCUCAGCAGUUGCUCCACAGGAUCAAGUGGGAGCGGCUCAACAAAUGGUUCAGGCCCCUGCCAAAACCACUCUGCUUCUCUGACCCAGACGGUUGGAUCCUCUUCCUCUCAAACUCAGAAGGGCAAGGGCACCUUCACGGAUGACCUGCACCAGCUGGUGGAUAACUGGGCGAGGGACGCCAUCAGCCUGUCUCAGUGCAAGAGAGGUCCUAAAGCUGGAGCAGCGGCACCUCUGGGACACGAUAUCGUCCCUCCGGUCAACCAGGGCCGUAAAUUCUCCGCUCCAGGCUACCUGUGCCCAACGCUUCCAACACCUUCUACCACCACGUCCACCGCGUCCACUCACCUCCCCAACCCAGCCGUUCCCUCUGUCCCCAUGGCCCCUCGGAAAGGCUCUCUGGGCCCCAGCCCGCAGGGCUUUGGAUACACCUCGGCCCAGUACAGUGCCACUCAGUGGGCAGGACCCACAGGCACGUCCCAGGUCAGCAAGCUUAACCCCGCACAGCCACUCACGCAGUACCAGCCGCCCACCACAGCCUCGGUGUCCCUGCACCCAGGAUACCACAUUGGAACGACAGCAGCCCCCCAGAACCCAGUGGGCCCCGGAGGGUCCAACCUGAGGCCCACGUAGCCCAGUGGAAGCCCCCCACAGGGCAGACAGUCGUGAACGAGAACCACUAGCUCUUUGUGCAGUAGGCUGGUUGGUCGGCUGGAUAUUGUUCUUUUUAUUUUUAUUUCAACUUUUAUUAUGUGUUUUUUUUUUUCUGUAAUAGAGUGGACCUGUGUGGUUCAUGUCCUCUCAGGCAGAGCGAAGUCUGUCUUUAGAUUCAGAGGAAGAGUGCAAUACACAGCAGUCUCACACCUAGCCUGCCAUCAGCUGUGGAACUGAGCUGUGACGAGCCGUUGGUUUGUGUCUGGUGAUGAAACCAACUGCAGCCAAAGAUGUCUUUUGAGAGCAGACGUUGCAAUGUUUUCAUUCCUGUGAAGAGGAGGAGGAGGAGGAGGAGGAGGAGGAAGAGGAGGAGGAAGAGGAGGAAGAAGGAGGGAUUGUGGGUCACGUCCUACUGGUCCUGACUUAAAGCCGCACUGGGGCUGAAGACAGUAAAACAACACUUAGACACACGUACAGACACACACCGGACUAAAUAUGAACCCUGGUUGACAGACUUGUGAUAACAUGUUAAGUUGUUUCAGAGAGCUAUAGGGGGGAGUGUACAGAAAGUGGGAGAUAACAGUGGGAUAGUUUGUUCCAGAUGGAUUGGCAAAGUGUGACUGGUUGAGUUGGGAGGAGAAAGUUCUGGAAAGUGAGGCAGGAGUGUAAAGGAUAGGGUUGCAGUUUGAAUACAUCCCUAUGAACUAUUAAGUAAAAUGCAAUAAUGGCAAAGAGUAGAUGAACUGUCCCUUGUAACUGUGGCCUUAAUCCCCAACACAUUUAGACAUUGACUUUGUACAUAGAUAUUUCUUCACUGGGUUAUGAUUCCACAUUUAGCAUAUUUAUGUUCCUGUGAGUCUGGUGACAUUGUGAUAUGAGUUGUCACCCAUUCAGAUUUAUUAUACCAGUUUAUUCUUCACGUCUGACAUAUAAACAGUGGAUCGUCCACUACUAAAGUCAUUGUCCUGGUGUUGACCACCAUUCGCAGUGUGAAGCUUGAGAGGUGAUGCUGCUGAAAAUCACAAUCGGGUUGAGGUAGUUUGCAGGGUGUGUUUUUUGUCUUGUUUUACACAAGAAGGAAUUUAGAAUCCAAGAUGACACAUUAAACAGCAUUAGUUUGGCAGAUAUGAGCAGUUCAUUAUCUGCUUAUCAUAUAUAUUGUAGAAAAAAAAUAAUUUUGGUUGAUUUCAAAAGUAUUUGUGGAAGCUUUUAGUCUCUCCCAGUUGUUUACACAGAUGGUGCACAGCGCAUCGAUGAAGUCAUGCUGCAUUAAAUAUGUCUGCUCAUAACAUUUAGCCGUCACGUCUCAAAUCACAAUUGUCUGGGGUUCUCUCUUUCUGUGGUCUGUUUUUGUAUGCGUAUAUUUAAUAAAAACAAAUGUUCUUUAUGGACCUGUAUUCAGCCAUCAGAUUUUGAUGUUGUUUCACUGUAAUUAUUAUUAUUAAAGGUUGUUAAACAACAUGUAGUUAAAGGAAUAUAAAAAGUGCAAUUGCAGGGUUGUUGUCAUUGGUAUCCUACUCAUCACGCAGGAGUAAUCCUGUCGUUUAUUAAGCUCUUCUCUCUAUGACUGCCCUGCCCCCCCCCCAUCCCCCCCAUCCCUUUUUUUUCCUAUUUUAUUGUACAUAUGUUAAUGUGAGGGAAAUGCUUUCACGUAGAGCAUGCUUGUGGUGAACCACUCUACAUGCAUAUGCUCUACUACCUGUAAACAUGAGGAACACUUUAGUGCCUUGCAUCCUCACUAAGGACAAGUUCCAGAUUCAUCGAUUGCUGUAGCUGUGAUUGGUCGGCAGAGAAACAGUUAAGCUGUACACGAUGUAAACACCACAGGUGGCUCCUGCACACAGCCUGUCAGAGGAUGUAACACUCUGAAAGUGUAGACCCCACACAGGACUGCAGAACAAAGAGCAGAGUCAUGUGGAAGCGUUUCUGCUCCGGCCACACUUCCCUUUGUGUUGUGUGAUCAGCUGUGUAUUUAUAUUUGGCUCAUGCGUACGUGGAUUUGGCUGACAUUUGUUUUUGUGGGUUUAUCAUCAUUAAACUGUUUCAUAGACGCACUUGUUCAGUCGGCGGGCGAGCUGUAUAAAGGUUUAAACUUUUUCAUGCUGGUUAAACGUUUGUCUCCGCACCUCACGAGUGCCAUGCUGUCAUUGUGACCCUUUCUCCUGCUCGUAGAUUGGAUGAAUAGUUAAACUUCUCUAGAGAAAAAAUAAGUUACUGCAAUGCAGAAUAUGCAAUGUUUAAAGGGACUGAGGGGUAAUGGAAACAUUUGCAUGCUGAUGAGGGGUUGUUACCGACUUCAAUGUUUUUGAUAUUGGAAUAUUAGAGAUCUUUUUUUUAAUUAUUAUUCUUUGCCUUCCUGAGUCGAUCUGUCCGAUUGCCAUUCACCAAUAUCACAGGCACACCUUUAAUAUCAAACUAUCGCUAAAUGAUUUCUGCAUGCCGGCUUCACUGGUGUUUCAUCUUACAAAUGACUUACAACUGUACAGCACAACGUCACAACAAAGCUCUUAUAGUCCCUCUGCUACAAUCAGUAAUUAUCCCACCUCUAAGGUACUGGCACGCAGUCAUAUCUGUCUAUAUUUCUGAUCCCUCCUAGCUGACUUCCUGUGAUUCAGUGUUUGUUUUGUGUAUGUUUUUCACAUUGUACAAAAUGUAAAAACAAAUAAAAAUACUAUCAAUUAAAAA